Impatiens glandulifera is the source of this 2288-nucleotide messenger RNA. Its product is annotated as E3 ubiquitin-protein ligase COP1-like. The transcript is spliced from 13 exons. Gene Ontology annotation, molecular function: ubiquitin protein ligase activity; protein binding. The coding region runs from base 90 to 2117 and encodes 675 amino acids. Gene Ontology annotation, biological process: proteasome-mediated ubiquitin-dependent protein catabolic process. The record is from RefSeq and is a predicted model, not a curated record. NCBI's taxonomy places the organism in Eukaryota, Viridiplantae, Streptophyta, Magnoliopsida, Ericales, Balsaminaceae.
AUCUCUCUAUCAAUUUUCUUUUGUCAUCGUUCAUCUCUUACCAAUACAGUAAGAUAGUGGAGUUGAGAGAGUGAUUGAACAAGUCUCCAAUGGAUGAGAGCUCUUCCGGCGCGAUUGUGCCGGCGGUGAAGGGAAAGGCGAAGUCGUUAGCCAUUCCUCCAUGCGAACACGAUGAUACCUUCGUAGCUGGCGCCGAUCCGUAUGUCUCCGAUAAGCCGGAGAUCGACAAGGAUUUGUUAUGUCCAAUAUGCAUGCAGAUCAUCAGAGACGCUUUCCUCACCACUUGUGGCCAUAGCUUUUGUUACAUGUGCAUCAUCACGCAUCUUAACAAUAAGAACGAUUGUCCUUGCUGUGGAUCUCACCUUACUAAUAAUCAGCUCUUUCCUAAUUUUCUCCUUGACAAGCUGUUGAAAAAGGCCUCUUCAAGCCAAGUAUCUAAAAGGGCAAGUCCAAUUGAACAAUUUCACCAUGCACUGCAGCAGGGAUUUGAAGUGUCUGUAAAGGAGAUGGACAAUCUGUUGAUACUGCUUGCGGAGAAAAGGAGAAAAAUGGAGCAAGAAGAAGCCGAAAGAAAUAUGCAAACCCUAACGGAAUUCUUGCAAUGUCUAAGGAGAAAUAAAGUUGCUGAGUUGAAAGAGAUGCAAGCAGAUCUCCAGUAUAUUAAAGGGGACAUAAAUUCAGUUGAGAGACAUAGAAUUGAGCUGUACAUGGCAAGGGACAGGUUCAAAGUACCACGGACGGUUGCUGAUAGUCCUGCAACUACAAAAUCAUGGUCAAUGUCCAUUGAUAGGAACACUGGUGCUACAUCUAGUUCUCGUACUGCACAAACAGGGAUGCGUAUGGGAAAUUUUCAGUAUACGAAAACAGAUGGAAAGGUUCAAGGAAGCUCUCUUUCUCAAGAGAGGAAAGAUACUCAUGUGGGAUUAGAAUCACAACUUACAAAUCAGACAAAUUUGUCUUCUACGAAGAAAAAGCGUGUGCACGCACAGUUCAAUAACCUACAAGACUGCUAUCUGCAAAAGCGACGAGAGCUAGCAAACCACUCAUCUAGGCAAGAAGAUGCGGAUGCAAGCAUUGUAUCCAGAGAAGGAUAUAAUGCUGGACUGGCUGAUUUCCAGUCUGUGCUUAAGACCUUCACACAAUAUAGUCGAAUGAAGGUCAUUGCUGAACUUAGGCAUGGUGAUCUCUUUUAUCAUACAGCCAAUAUCAUUUCUAGCAUAGAGUUUAACCUUGACGAUGAGCUGUUUGCAACUGCUGGAGUAUCCAAGUGUAUAAAAGUUUUUAAUUAUUCAUCGGCUGUAAAUGAACCUGUUGAUGAGCCUUUCCCAGUAGAGGAGAUGUCAACUCGAUCUAAGCUUAGUUGCUUGAGUUGGAAUAAAUUCAGCAAUAAUCUUAUCGCUAGCAGUGAUUAUGACGGCAUAGUAACAGUUUGGGACGUUAGCCGAAGGCAGAGUGUGGUGGAUUAUGAAGAACAUGAGAAACGUGUAUGGAGUGUUGACUUUUCACGCACUGAACCAUCGAUGCUUGUGUCUGGAAGUGACGAUUGCAAGGUCAAGAUAUGGUGCAUGAAUCAAGAAACUAGUGUUCUUAAUAUUGACAUGCAAGCAAAUAUUUGCUGCGUCAAGUAUAAUCCUGCAUCUAGCUUUCAUGUUGCGGUUGGUUCUGCUGACCAUCUAAUUCACUAUUAUGAUUUGAGAAAGUCCAAACAACCACUUCACAUAUUUAGUGGACAUAACAAAACUGUUUCAUAUGUUAAAUUCUUGUCAAACGAAGAGCUUGCUUCUGCAUCUACCGACAAUACAUUACGCUUAUGGGAUGUCAAAUCAAAUACGCCAAUUCGUACAUAUGGAGGCCAUACAAACGAGAAGAAUUUUGUAGGUCUAUCAGUGAACAACGGGUUUCUAGCUUGUGGAAGUGAAACAAACGAAGUGUUCGUAUACCACAAAGCAAUAUCGAAGCCAGUGACAUGGCAUAAAUUCGGUUCGACUGAUAUGGAAGGUAGCGAUGAAGAGACAGGUUCGUAUUUCAUUAGUGCAGUUUGUUGGAAGAACGAUAGUUCUGCUUUGUUAGCUGCUAACAGUCAAGGGACGAUUAAAGUGUUGGUACUUGCACCUUGAUUUGUUUAGGAAAAAGUGUAUCAAUGAAAUGAGAUUGGGUACUAAAAAUUUGGUUCUUCUUUUUUAUGUUAUAUAGAAUUGUUAAAUUUUUAUCAUUUAAUUGAGGGACACCUUAGAAAUAUGCAUGAUAAUGAAAGUUUAUUUAGAAACUAAUAUUAUAGUGUUUCAUUA